AUGGACAAUCUCUCCGAGAGACACAAGGUUCCCGGUACGCCACCAGAUGUCGCUAAACACUCCGAUUCCACCGAUGCAGACGGCCUUGAAUCGCGCCUUUCAAGCAGCGAGGUGGAUGACUAUGACGGCGAGACCACGUUGUACAACAAGAAAUGCGUGCUUGUGAACCGGCAGAUCGACGCGAUGGGCAUGGGUAGGUACCAGUGGUACGUAUGGACUUUGUGUGGAAUGGGCUAUGUUUUGGAUCUGUUAUGGGCGCUGGCGUUCGGAUUGGUGUUGAGUCCUCUGCAACAAGAACUAGGGUUUGGAAAUGACAAAAGUGGGAAUAUCUCAGUUGCAUUCUCGGCUGGGCUUACAGCCGGUGCAUUUGUCUGGGGAGUGCUUGUUGACAUUCUUGGCCGCCAAUGGUCCUUUAAUCUCACCGUUCUCUUCACUGGCGCGUUUGGAAUUACUCUUGGUAGUCUCGACUCCUACACCUCCUUUCUCGUCAUCACCGCGUUUGUCGGCUUUGGCGUUGGCGGCAACAUCCCUAUCGACACCACCAUCGUGCUUGAGUUCAUCCCCCAGAAUAAGCGCUUCCUGCUCGCUCUCCUCUCCGUCUUCCAGCCCGUGGGCUACGUACUCGCUGCUGCCAUCGCAUACGGCUUUAUACCCUCGCACUCAUGCAGCCCAAACUUCACUGCCGGCGACGACGCCCUCCCGUCAUGCCGUAACGUCGUCGACGGUACGCCAUGCUGCACCAAAGCGUCUAACAUGGGCUGGCGCUACGUGAUGUACACUACUGGCGCAAUCAGCCUCGCCGUCUUCGCGCUGCGCUUCGUCAUCUUCAACUUCCGCGAAAGCCCCAAGUUUCUCAUCUACCGCGGCCAUGACGAAAAGGCCAUUCGCGUCCUCGAACAAGUCGCCGAUUUCAACGGCUCUUCGUGCACGCUCUCCAUGGCUGACUUCGACACCCUCUCCCGCACCCAUUCCCCGCCGACCCCUUCCUCCAUCUCAACCAUCCCAAUUCUCAGCCACAGCACCAAUACAACAACAUCCCCUUCCACCAUUUCCCGCCUCCGCCUAAACCUCCUUUCCGAAGCCCACCGCCUCGCCCUCCUCUUCAGCACACCUACCAUGACCCGCCUCACGCUCCUCGUCUGGCUCACCUACAUCUGCGACUUCAGCGCCUUCACUAUCACCGGCACCUACCUUCCCCGUAUCCUCGCCCUCAAAAACGCCCACCUCGACAAAUCCCUCACCUACACCUACCGCAGUUACAUCUACAUCUACCUGCCCGCCAUCCUCGGCGUCGCCGUCGCCGCAUCCCUCUACCGCGCCCCACGCGUCGGCCGCAAAUUCACCCUCGCCGCCUCCGCAGCCCUGAUGGCCGUUUCCAUCUUCGUCUUCGCCGCCGUAAACACCCCGGGCGCGAAUAUCGCGGCUAGUAUCGCAAAGUACUUCUUUCAGCUCAUGUUCAAUGCUGUCUUGUACGGGUGGACUCCCGAGACGUUUCCAGCACCCGUGAGAGGCACGGCGUGUGGGUUGGCGAGCUUUUGGGGCAGGUUGAGCGGGAUUGUGAGUCCGCUUGUGGCGCAGCAUUUGUAUGCGCGUGUGGGUACCGGUGGGGGUGAGGGUGAUGCGAAUGCGGUGUUGUAUCUUGCUGGUGGGGUUAUGCUGGGCUGUGUGGUUACGACGCUGCUGCUGCCUGGGAGUGUGGUUGGGAAGGAUAGUUUGUAG
Molecule: messenger RNA, 1719 nt
Organism: Pseudovirgaria hyperparasitica
Lineage: Eukaryota; Fungi; Ascomycota; Dothideomycetes; Acrospermales; Acrospermaceae
Product: MFS general substrate transporter
Exons: 4
Coding region: 1-1719 (572 amino acids)
Biological process (GO): transmembrane transport
Cellular component (GO): membrane
Molecular function (GO): transmembrane transporter activity
Source: RefSeq, a predicted model, not a curated record